This is a messenger RNA of Penicillium brasilianum, 964 nucleotides long. Lineage: Eukaryota; Fungi; Ascomycota; Eurotiomycetes; Eurotiales; Aspergillaceae. The record is from the annotation of a GenBank genome assembly.
CGAAAACCAAACUUCGACGACCGCCGCAACUUUUUCAUUCUCGACAUCCCGCUACACCGAAGGACCAUUCCCUCGAGGUAUGUACGCCCUCUCCCCUCACCAGCCUCUCAGCUAGUCUGGGAAUGCAAUCAUCCUGUCGUCCUCCUACGAUUUUGAGAUUUAUCUGCCCGAUCACAGCAGGCGUGCAGGAUGAUACGCAUCUCCCAACCCGGCACGGGCUGAAGAACUCCUUUUGCAAGGAAGGGGCACUCUUUGCGCUCGAAGACUAGUGGUGGCUGACUUUAGUUGCAAUUGAACACCCCUUCUCGACUCGUAGAGCUUCGCAUUUACUUGCGAGGUUCGCAGUCGCGAUAGGGGGUUCUGUUGCGCAUCGUCGAACAGAUACCUCAUAUCCUCUCUUCCCGAUCGAUUUGAGAAUCUCGACUCUCCACAGCCGCCAAAAUGGUCAAGACUUCCGUCCUCAACGAUGCCCUCAACGCCAUGAACAACGCCGAGAAGGCUGGCAAGCGCCAAGUCCUGAUCCGUCCUUCUUCCAAGGUCAUCGUCAAGUUCCUCACCGUCAUGCAGAAGCACGGCUACAUUGGCGAGUUCGAGGAGGUCGAUGACCACCGCUCCGGCAAGAUCGUCAUCCAGCUGAACGGCCGUCUCAACAAGUGCGGUGUCAUCAACCCCCGCUACCCCGUCCAGCUCCGUGACCUCGAGAAGUGGGCUACCCAGCUCCUUCCCUCCCGUCAGUUCGGCUACGUCGUCCUGACCACCUCCGCUGGUAUCAUGGACCACGAGGAGGCUCGCCGCAAGCACGUUGCUGGCAAGCUCCUCGGCUUCUUCUACUAGAUGGAGUCGCUUUAAAAAGCAAUCCGAAAAAAAGUUGUUGUUUUGACUGGUUUCGCAUGUCUUGGGCUGGGCCCUGGGAAUGUAAUCUUACGAGUAGCGGAGAAUACCCCGAUGUCAUAGUCUACAGAGU